CUCAAAAAUAAAACUUAACUAAUCACAUUGCAAAAGUGAAAAUUGCGUGAAAUUUUGAAAAUCAAAUUAUAAUCGUUCCACGAAAAUGUUUGCCAAUAACAGUAAUUAUAAUGUGCGUCCAAUUUUGUAUUACGACGACAUAAAUCCGCAUUCGCGUGCCGUUCUAAUGAUUUUGAAUAUGUUGGAUGUCGACAUUGAGCUGCGCGCCGUCGAGAUGAUCAAAGGUGAACACUUGAAACCGGCCUAUGCGAAAAUCAAUCCAGCACUCACCGUACCGACUAUGGUGCACAAGGAUCUCAUCAUCACCGGCAAUGCGAUAUUCUCUUAUGUUUGUGAGAACAAUGACAACGAAAAGGCAAAUCAGUUGAUUGCUUUGAAAUGUUACAAACGGCAUUGUUGCGUUUUGUCGCGCCUAUUCUUCGAGAGUCAAGUCUUGCAUCGCAUACAUGGACAUUUGAUGACAGAUUUAGUGCGAAAAACCAUUUACCAAACAGAUGUGGAUUAUCAUCAAAAAAAGGUGGAACAUGCCUAUGAUGUAAUGGAGGCGUAUCUGAGCGAUAGCCAGUUCAUGGCGGGAUCUGUGUUAACUGCUGCUGACAUUUCCUUUGUCGCUUGCCUUGGCGCCUUGGACAUGAUGUUUCCGAUAGAUGGCGAUCGCAAAAGAUGGGAGAAAUUGAAUGAUUGGUAUAGGCGCAUGCGCUCUCUAUCGAUACAGAAAAUCAACGAGUUCGGCAUUGAGAAGCAACGUCAAAUUGUCGAAUAUUUUGCAAAAUUCCAAUUCAAAUCAGAUAUAAAACGUUUCACCACCGGCUUGCGCGAAUCUCAAAUACCUGGCUUUCCAUCACGUCCGGAUCGUUGUAGCGUUAGCAUACAAACCGUUAGUGGAGCAGAACCGACACUUGAUAUUUUGAGCACAAAAAAUAAUAUCGGUAAAAUAACGUAUUUAGAAGAACAACCUGCAAUGAAAGUUACUGACGAGAGAAACGUAACAAUGCAACCAAAUGCGCUGAAAGAGGGGGUGGCUCCAAAAAUCGUUAAUGAAAUCAAUAAAAUUGCCAAAACGAAAAUUAACCAAAUAUUGAAUGAAGAACUUGAGAAGGAGCUAGCACGAUUUUCGGAACCUAAUUUCUUGCCUCCGCCAAUACCUGAGGAGCCAAAUCCAUCAAAAACAUCCGUUACAAUUUUGAAAGACAUGGAAAAGUCGGUCGCCUACUCUGAAACGCCAAAAGAUGAGAAACCCAUUUUGACAGAUAGAAGUUUAGGCGGCGCGCACAAGGAGAGACCACCAGUGCCACCCAAGCGUAAACGCUAUUUGCUAUCGAAGGCAGAAAAUUCGCAAGAUUUAAAUAAUAUCGCGGAAAAUUCACAAAAACCCGAUGCAACUGAAGCAUCUGAGGAUACAUUGAAUGUCUUUGGAAAUAAUGAUUUAUGUCCAGUAUCAGAUAAACCAGAACGCAUUCAAGCCAAUUUAGCACCAAUGAACGAGAGCCAGGAACACAAGUUAAGUCGUUUGAAUGGUGGCGUUGAGUCAACAAUUCUUCUAGGAAAUAUUAAAGAAAAUGAAAUUAGAUUACAACCGCCAACAGCUGACCCAUUAAUAUCAGCUAAUAAUUCGAGGGAGACCAAUAAAGUGUCACCGAAAACUUCGGAAACCAUAAAAAUCGCGAAAAUAAUAAAUGGUCCGAUCUCCAGUAUCGGAAACCUAUCUGAAGCUUCUCCAUUUAUAGCCGCUUGUAAUUCGAGAGAGCCCUAUAAGGUGUCGCAGAAAGCCACAAUUGCCACGAAACCCAACAGCCGUGCAAAAAAUCACGCUACUAUGAAAUUGAAAGCAGCAGAAGUUCUACUACCAGAGGGUUUACCGAUUAAUGGGCAACAAGCAGCUCUUAGUUAUACUCGUGGUGCCGCCGCGCCCAAUUUACUGUUACCUGCGCCACCUCCAUCACCAGAGAAUUACUCACAAGAUGAAGAAUUUCCACCGCCACCUUCGGAAUUAUUAAUACCAAAACCAAAACCGCGAGCAAAGACAACACCUAAUACAAGGUUAGUAAAUUCCAAACCAACGGUUGAACCAAAUGAACGGUUGGGCAAGAAAAAAAGUGUGAAGCCCAAAAACGGCGUUGUAGUCGAAAGCACAGUGAAGCUUUUACGUAAGAAAUCAGGUGAUUUGAAGUCAUUACCGGGAAGAAAAUCUCUCGCGUCAGAAUCUAAAGUUUGCAAACUCGCACAGAAAUUGAAUAGCGGUGGCUUAUUUGCAAGUGGCACGAGGUCGCCUUGUUCUAAUCGUUCUCAAGGGUCCAUUGUUCGGGGUCGUGGUAAGAAAGUGCCAAAUACAUCAAAUGUAUCAAAAGCCAUACAAAAUUUUACAGCGGACACAAAGGUUUCCCCGAAUGCUAAACGUCUAGAUAAAAAAAUACAAAAAUUGAAAAUCGAUUCGGUAGGAACGAUGGUCGAAAGUUCUGAUUCAUCGACCAAUAUCAUACAAAAACUUAUUGGUCACUCGUCCAAAUUUAGUGCAACAAAGCAAUUAAAAGUCUCUAAUAUAGGAAAUCAGCUAAGAGUUGAAGGAGGCGGCCACGGGACUCCUUCACAAGCGGCUGACGGCCAAAAUGAAUUCCAGCAGCCAACAGUUAUCGUAGUGAAAUCAAAAACAAUGAUGAAAAUGUUAGACGAACAUAGAUAUGAAGAGCGCUGCCAACAGAAAUCUCCAAAGUCUCCCAAACCAAGACCAAAAAUUCCAUCAAAUCUAGUUAACAAGGAAAUGAAGCCAGCAAGCCAAAAUUUUGUAGCGAGAAGUAAACAGAAAACAUAUCCAACUCCAACACGAUUUCAAACAAAAAAUUUCAAAACUGUGGGGAGUCCUCAGCCAACAAAAUUCUUUGAUACAAGUCCAUCUAAACCUGGACAGAGUUUCAAUAAGCAACAGCCCAAACUAGUCGUAGAGAAGAAACCCACAAUUAAAAAUAAAAAGAAAAGAGGUACGAAAGCACACUGCGAUAUUAUGGCCAACAAAACAGCAUCUCCUUUGAACGAAGCUUUGUCUACUCCAACGUCAUUACUAGGCACAAAUGCAAGCCUGCAGUACACGCCCGAACAUGCAACACCAACAUCCGCAGUAGGUACUGUUAGUAGCACAUUGAAAACGCUAACUGAAACUAUUCAUAUCUCCCCAAAACUGACAUCCCCGCCAACUAGUAAUUCGGAUGACACCAUUAUUGCAGAUGUGCCGGUAAAAGUAGGCAUGGUGGCCAAGGCACUACGAACAUUGAACGUUGCAAACUUGAAUUUUCGACCACCGUCCUAUAAUAUCAGUAAAGAACUAACUUCUGCGACUCCUCCACUUCCUCUACCACCAUCCUAUAGUAUCACUAAAGAACUAACUUCAGCGACUCCUCCACUUCCUCCACCAUCGUCCUAUAAUAUCAGUAAAGCACUAACUACAGCGACUCCUUCACUUCCUCCAUCACCGUCCUAUAAUGACAGUAAAGAUCUAACUUCAGCGACUCCACAUCCACCACCGCCGCCAGCAAAUCAUCGGCAUCUUGCCGCAACUUCGCCAUCAUCAUUGCCAGUUAAAGAUGUUCUACCACGGGCUGGUACGAUAGCAAAGGCGCUACAGUCUUUGAGCGCCGUUACUUCGGAAGCAAGUCCGUUAUGCGGCACAGUUAAACCAUUUCGAAAAACUGACUUAAAGAUGAAAUUUAUGGAAUCGGCAAGAACGUCAGAAGUAACAGAUAAAGCUUUAAACAAUAAUAUUACUAGUAAUGCCGAUGAAAAAAUUGACGCGAGACCUUUGGCCGAAAUACUCACAGCAACAGUAAAGCAAAUAAACAAAGAAAGUUCCGAUGACACUAAAUCAACCACACUGUCCGAGGGGAUUAAGGAAGUGUUAUUAAAAAUGCAAACUCUGCCAGAGAAGAAUGUGAUGCCAGUUGUUAUAGUAAAUAGCAUGACUGAAAGUACAAAACCUUUUCAAAGCGCAGUCAUAACACCUUCAACGAGCGUUAUUACUGAUCUUAAGAAUUCAGCAGAUAAAAUGAUUGUACAAUCCGAGUCGAACAAUCCGCUAUUAACAGUGCAGCCUUCGUUGAAUUUGGGAACUUUGCACGAAUCCGUAGUAUCGCCGAUCGUAUGUGAACCCGUACAAGUAUUGGUACCAACCAAGAAAGUAUCAAUCGCCGAGCCAUACGAUAUGGCAAAAGCGUACCCCUCAUGGGCUGCACGCACCGAGGCCAGCAUUUUAUCUGCAAGUGAUGUUAAAUCAUCCAAAGAAGAAAAGAAUAAGCUUGAAGCAUCCAAAAACAAACGUUAUGUUAUAGACAGAACCAUGAUAAAUGACGGUAUUGUAGAUAUGGAACCUACACCACUACCGGGUCAGCCGAAUAUUAUUAUUACUGGUUAUACGCCCAUGGAACCGAAAAACGUCGCCCCUUUGUUUGUUGGCACAAGUCGCCCGAUAGGUAAUAUGAUAGCACCAGCACUACGACGACCCACAAACGGUCCACGUACUCAUGGGCCCUCCGCAAAUGUGGUGAUUUCCACUUUUGGCUACACGCCAAUGUCUGAUUUAGAUACCAUUCCGGAACAUCUCAUACAUAUGCUUAAUAAGCCCAUAUACAUUGAGCAGCAAACAGCACCGCCUACACCAGUUUUCAGUGCAGCAGCUGCACCAGUAACAACAGUUGGAGAAGAGCGCACACAUGUUCCUCGUCGUAAAGGAGAUAGACCGUAUCCGACAGCACAUAGAAGUGGCAGCCAGCGGAGGACUGAUCAAAGUAUCAAUAUUAGAGGGCGAGUUAUGUGAUCGAUUAUUGCCAGCUUUCAAAAUUAUUACUAACGGUAACGUAGUUUGUGGGUCAUAUAUAAGAAAUAUAUAAGAAGACUUUUUUUUUGUUUUUUUCUUGUCGUUUAGAAUAUAUACCAAAUCUAACCAUAGCUACUGUAAUAUUAUGAUGUAAUUAUCGUGCAAUAAAACUGCUAAAAAUAAAGUAAUCAAUGUGAAACAAAAAUUAUAUUAGGCUUGCCACGAAAUU
This is a messenger RNA of Bactrocera neohumeralis, 5030 nucleotides long. RefSeq lists its product as uncharacterized. Gene Ontology annotation, molecular function: glutathione transferase activity. The transcript has 3 exons. Bases 86 to 4801 code for a protein of 1571 amino acids. NCBI's taxonomy places the organism in Eukaryota, Metazoa, Arthropoda, Insecta, Diptera, Tephritidae. The record is from RefSeq and is a predicted model, not a curated record. Gene Ontology annotation, biological process: glutathione metabolic process.